CUCACCUAUAACUUUAUUUAAAGGAAAAUAAUUCUGUUUGCUGCUGUUUCCAAAUUGCUUGCUUUGAUGUUUGUUCUAAGUUUCUAGUCCUUUAGAUGAACUAGUUCUAGGGGCUACACGCCUGCUUAUUGUCAGGAAGGGGGUUUUCAAAUAAAAGGGAAAAACCUAAAUUUCUUUGCAAAGGCAGAAUUUGCAGAGAUGGAAAUGUCAGCUUUCUUCUCGUGGCAGGUUGUCGCUGAGAAACGAUCAGGAUGCCCCCGGGAAUUUAUUGCCCGGCAGAGUUUUGGUCGAAAGAGAGCAACUACACCAUCCAUGUGGACUUCCUCUUGCCAACCGGGAUUUACUUGCCCCUCUCUGUUUCUUGCCAUGCCAGCCUGGCUGCCAUCAAAAAGGUGGUCUGGCACCAGGCCCAAUAUGAGCCCUUCUUCCAGAUGCUCAGCCCCCCGGAUUCCUACGUCUUCACCUGCAUCAACCAAGCGGCGGAGCAGCAAGAACUGGAGGACGAGCAGAGACGCCUUUGCGACGUACAGCCCUUCCUGCCAGUCUUGCGGCUCGUGGCCCGCGAGGGGGACCGGGCGAAGAAGCUGCUGAACUCCCAGAUUAGCCUCCUCAUUGGCAAAGGUCUGCACGAGUUUGGCUCCUUGGCGGACUCCGAGGUGGACGACUUCCGUGCCAAAAUGCAAGACUUUUGCGAGCAGAGAGCCGCUCAGCGCCAACAGCUAAGCUGGAAGGCCUGGAUGGAGUACAGCUUCCCCGUGCAACUGGAGCCCACCGCCAGCGGGCUCGGGAGGAGGAAGACCCUGCCCGUGCCCAGCAAGAACGUUUUUGUCAACGUCAAAUUCCAAUCCGGAGGGGAGAGUUUCACUUUUCAGAUUUCCCUGAAGGAAUUCCCCGUCACCCUCAUGAGCUACGCCAUCAAGAAGCAAGCCACCAUCUUUCGCCACCAGAAAGUGAACAGCGUAGAAGAGUACACCUUGCAGGUUAACGGGAAAUGCGAAUAUAUCUACGGGGAGUAUCCGCUUUAUCAGUUCCAGUACAUCCGCGGGUGCCUCCACCAGCGUCUCGUCCCCCACCUCAUUAUGGUCCACAGAUCAUCUCUCCUGACUCUGCGGGAAGAACAGAGCAAUGGGCUUGGGCUUCCCCCCAAAGUCGCCCCCAAACUGUCUCCGGGCCCUAAGCAAAAGCUGACCUGCGUAUCUCUGUGGUCCCUUGAGCAACCGUAUUACAUCGAGCUCCUGCAUUGCAAUAAGGUGAAUGCUGAUGAAGGAAUGAAAUUGGUUGUGCAAGCCGGGCUGUAUCACGGCCAUGAGAUGCUCUGCAAAAUGAUGACCAGCGCAGAAGCCAACGUUUGCUCCGAGCCCGUGUGGGAGCAGACGCUGAAAUUUGACAUUAACGUCUGCGACCUACCCCGCAUGGCCCGGCUCUGCCUGGCCCUCUACUCGGUCGUGGAAAAAGCCAAAAAAGCGAGAUCCACCAAGAAGAAAUCGAAAAAAGCCGACUGCCCGCUUGCUUGGGUGAACGUGAUGCUGUUCGACUACCAAAACCAGUUGAAAACGGGGGAGUGCGUCUUACCCAUGUGGGCGGCCUUUCCAGACGAGAAGGGAGAAUUGUUAAACCCAACGGGCACGAUCCAGACCAAUCCCAACACGGAGAGCGCGGCCACGCUUGUCAUCCGCUUCCCCGGCAUUUCGUUGUAUCCGAUCUACUACCCUUCCCUGGAACAGAUCUUGGAGAAAGGGCAGAACGGCCAUUGCGCCUACGGUACGGGAGAGGACCCAGAAGAGGUCACCUCCCUGUCUAGGGGCUGCAUACCACGGCCGUGUUUCCUUCCGGGCUCUUCUGACAGAAGGGGAGCAAAAGACGGCGGUUUGGCCCAAUCCAGAGCUAAUCCUCUGCUUGUCUCACAGAUGGUUUUUUUGCUCCAAUCCUGGCCCGAGCUGCCUGUUCUCAACGCCCUGGAGCUUUUAGAUUUCAGUUUCCCUGACCCCAACGUGGGCCGCUUCACCGUCAACUCCCUGAAAAAGCUGACAGAUGCCGAAUUGUUCCAGUAUCUCUUGCAGCUGGUCCAAGUUCUGAAAUACCAGUCCUACUUAGACUGCGAAUUAACCAAGUUCCUUCUGGACAGGGCCUUAUCCAACCGGAAAAUUGGCCACUUUCUCUUCUGGCAUCUCAGAUCGGAAAUGCACCUCCCCUCGCUUGCUUUAAGGUUCGGCCUGAUCCUCGAGGCCUACUGCCGAGGAAAUGCCCACCAUAUCAAAGCUCUGAUGAAACAGAGCGAAGCCCUCAACAAGUUGAAGGCCCUGAAUGACCUCAUCAAGGUCAGUGCCCAGAAAAACACCAAACCUCAAACCAAGGAGUUCAUGCACACUUGUAUGCGCCAAGAGACCUACCAAGAUGCCCUCUCCAAUCUCCAGUCCCCUCUGGAUCCCCGAAUUUUCCUGGCAAAAGUCAGCGUAGAGCUUUGCACUGUCAUGGAUUCAAAGAUGAAGCCGCUGUGGAUUAUGUUUAAUAACGGCGAGACGGGAGGAAACAGCACAGGCUUGAUAUUCAAAAAUGGAGACGAUCUUCGUCAGGAUAUGUUGACACUCCAGAUGAUCCAACUCAUGGACAUCUUAUGGAAGCAAGAAGGCCUGGACUUGAGGAUGACCCCUUAUGGCUGCCUUUCCACAGGAGACAAGAUGGGGCUGAUCGAAGUGGUGAUGAAGUCAGACACCAUUGCCAACAUUCAACUCAACAAGAGCAAUAUGGCGGCCACUGCCGCUUUCAACAAGGAUGCCCUCUUGAAUUGGCUGAAGUCCAAAAACCCUGGUGACGCACUGGAGCAAGCCAUCGAGGAAUUCACGCUUUCGUGUGCUGGAUACUGUGUCGCUACAUAUGUGUUGGGGAUUGGUGACCGUCACAGCGACAACAUCAUGGUCCGAGAGAACGGCCAGUUGUUCCAUAUUGAUUUUGGCCAUUUCCUGGGAAACUUCAAGACCAAAUUUGGGAUCAAUCGUGAGCGGGUGCCUUUCAUUCUGACCUACGACUUUGUUCACGUGAUCCAGCAGGGGAAAACCAACAACAGCGAGAAGUUUGAACGAUUCAGAGACUACUGUGAAACAGCCUACAUGAUCCUUCGAGGUCACGGCCUCCUCUUCUUACAUCUGUUCUCCUUGAUGAAAGCGGCUGGCCUUCCAGAGUUGAGUUGCUCCAAAGACAUCCAGUAUCUCAAGGACUCGCUGGCUUUGGGGAAGACAGAUGAGGAGGCCCGGAAGCAAUUCCAGCUGAAGUUCAACGAGGCCCUCCGGGAGAGCUGGAAGACCAAAGUGAAUUGGCUGGCUCAUAACGUCUCCAAGGAUAACCGUCAGUAGGGGACCCUCUCCCCGAGUCUUCCAUCCCUGUUCGCUCUCAGGAUGGAGCAGUUGGGCCCUCCAUACCUUGCAUGAAACAGGCUGGACCAUUUUAACGUGCCCGAACGUGGACAGCGAGAGGAAGUCCUUCUGCAGAUGUCCUGCUCGGAAGUCCCUGGAGAUAUCUACUCUGCCAAAUGGCGAUGUCCUGGGCAGAGAUGAGGAGCACUGGCAUGAUUUGGCAACCAUGCAGCGUGAUGACUUUGAAAGACGUAUGUGUGUGCGCGAGUUUCGCAUUUUAUACUGUUCGAAGGUACUUGACUCACUCACUGGUUGAGCUGAGGUAGGCUGUAAUGUUUAAAGUGUCUCCAAAGAGCUGGCCUCUUUAUGAAGAGAUGGACUUUCUCACAGUACUUGCUGAUUUAUC
Molecule: messenger RNA, 3756 nt
Organism: Python bivittatus (Burmese python)
Lineage: Eukaryota; Metazoa; Chordata; Lepidosauria; Squamata; Pythonidae
Source: RefSeq, a predicted model, not a curated record